Molecule: messenger RNA, 1922 nt
Organism: Arvicanthis niloticus (Nile rat)
Lineage: Eukaryota; Metazoa; Chordata; Mammalia; Rodentia; Muridae
Source: RefSeq, a predicted model, not a curated record
UUUCACCACCCCUUAACUCUGUUUGGGAUCGCUUACACAACCAAGGUAGCCAUCCCUCUGCCUCUGAGGAGAAUGCUUCCCAUCUCUCAAUUUCUGAGAUGUUCUCCCUGCGUUUCUCGGAAGACCAUGUUUCUUAUGAAGCCUUUGUGUGUUCUUCUAGUUACUUGUGUCCUUCACCGCAGCCGCGCCUGGUCAGUGAACAAUUUUCUGAUGACCGGUCCAAAGGCUUACCUGGUCUACUCCAGCAGCGUGGCAGCUGGCGCCCAGAGCGGUAUUGAAGAAUGUAAAUACCAGUUUGCUUGGGACCGUUGGAAUUGUCCUGAGAGAGCUCUACAGCUGUCCAGCCAUGGUGGACUUCGAAGCGCUAACAGGGAGACAGCGUUCGUACAUGCCAUCAGUUCUGCUGGAGUUAUGUACACCCUGACUAGAAACUGCAGCCUUGGAGAUUUUGACAACUGUGGCUGCGAUGACUCCCGAAACGGACAACUGGGAGGUCAAGGCUGGCUCUGGGGAGGCUGCAGUGACAACGUAGGCUUCGGAGAGGCAAUUUCCAAGCAGUUUGUGGAUGCCCUAGAGACAGGACAGGAUGCCCGGGCAGCCAUGAAUCUGCACAACAAUGAGGCUGGCCGCAAGGCGGUCAAGGGCACCAUGAAACGCACGUGUAAGUGCCACGGCGUGUCCGGCAGCUGCACCACGCAGACCUGCUGGUUGCAGCUGCCAGAGUUCCGGGAGGUGGGUGCGCACUUGAAGGAGAAGUACCACGCGGCGCUCAAGGUGGACCUGCUGCAGGGCGCGGGCAACAGCGCGGCGGGCCGCGGCGCCAUCGCCGACACCUUCCGCUCUAUCUCCACACGGGAGCUGGUGCAUCUGGAGGACUCCCCAGACUACUGCCUGGAGAACAAGACCCUGGGGCUGCUGGGCACCGAGGGCCGAGAGUGUCUGCGGCGCGGCCGAGCCCUGGGCCGCUGGGAGCGCCGCAGCUGCCGCCGGCUGUGCGGGGACUGCGGGCUAGCGGUGGAGGAGCGGCGCGCCGAAACAGUGUCCAGCUGCAACUGCAAAUUUCACUGGUGCUGCGCGGUCCGCUGCGAGCAGUGCCGCCGGCGGGUCACCAAGUACUUCUGCAGCCGCGCCGAGCGGCCGCCGAGAGGCGCUGCGCACAAACCCGGGAAGAACCCCUAAGGGUAUCCCCUCCACCUCCAUCCCUGUUCGUCCUCGGCUUCGUUUAGAGACCCCGGAAAUAGAGGAACCUAGAAUGGGGGACCUCGCACUCCCUAGCCCAGAGAUCCUGACAGGGGGAGGCCACAGUCUCUCUACCGAGUGACACUUCGGAUUCAUCCACAUGGUCUUUGUAGCUCACUGGUAGGUCUCAAAACUGCUAUAAAAUUCUGCAAGUUGUUCCUGAGAAAAGGACAAAAGCAGGCGAGUCUCCUCACCCCACCCUACUUCGGCCCCCAAUGGUCGCCCAAUGCUGGACCUAGCUUGUCAGGCCUAGGAAGAGCCCCUCUCAAAUAUGCAGGGUUCAGGGAAAGGUCCUUCUCUUACUCCCCACAGCUUUGCCUCCCUCCUGCGAGUCAGAGACUCUAGGCCUAGACUCCCCGCUGUUGAUCAUUCAAGAAUCUUACACAUUGUCUUCUCAUUUCCCUACUAUUCCUGGAAAAAAAAAAAAAAAAAAAAAAAAAAAGCAACCAAACAAAACCAGAAAGAAAGCAAAAAGGAAGAAGUAUGCCUUUGAAUAUGGGGUAAGAGGGAACCCCAAAGCCCAACCUGCACACCAAAUGUUAUUCUUCUGUGACAUCAUGUUGCUGACAGACUUCAGCUGAGCAGUGACCUUCCUAAACACCAAAGAUACUCUAGACACACCCAAGGGGUCUAGGCGUGGUAGAGGCCCACAGUGGGCAGGUUGGCAAUCAUUUUCUGCUCAC